Messenger RNA from Penicillium angulare, 972 nucleotides. RefSeq lists its product as uncharacterized. Bases 1 to 972 code for a protein of 323 amino acids. Lineage: Eukaryota; Fungi; Ascomycota; Eurotiomycetes; Eurotiales; Aspergillaceae. The transcript is spliced from 2 exons. The record is from RefSeq and is a predicted model, not a curated record.
AUGCCGCCCCAUCCGACAUACAAGCUUUCGCCAGAGCAGAUUGCUCACUUUAUGCAAUAUGGCUACGUACGAGUUCCCCAAUGCUUUUCCCGAGAGAAAGCAGCCGUGUGGACAGCCGACGUGUGGACACGCCUCGGCUUCUCCCCAACAGACAAAUCAACAUGGGUGACGGAGUGUACACAUAUGCCCGAACAUAGAGAGGAGCCCGUGAAGACCUUCGCACCCAAAGCAUGGGCUGCCAUUUGUGAGCUGCUGGGCGGCGAAGAACGAAUAGAUGAAGACUCAGCGACCUGGAACGACGCGUUUAUCGUGAAUCUUGGCACACCCGAGUCGGAAGGGAAGUGGCCUCAUCCAUCGGAGUUGGAGGGGUGGCAUGUGGACGGGGAUUUCUUUAUUCACUUCCUUGAUUCCCCCGAGCAGGGACUGCUGGUCAUUCCCCUGUUUAAUGAUAUCGAAGAACAUGGUGGGGGGACCAUGAUAUGUACUGAUUCCGUGAAGCAUAUUGCGCGAUUUUUGGCAAGUAUCAUGAUUCCUGUCUUAACUGUUCGGUACCAGUAUGAUAAUCCUCAAGGGGUAUCACCAUACAUGGUUCCUCGGGGUUGGAAAUUCCGCAAGCCCAAGGAUGAUUUUUAUGACUCGGUUCUGGAGAAAUGCAAUGAAUUCCAUGAGAUGACAGGCAAUGUGGGCGACGUGAUCCUUCUUCACCCAUUGAUGAUGCACUCGCAAUCUGUCAACAGUCUGAGGAUUCCGCGGAUCAUCACUAACCCCCCCGUGUCGCUAAAUGAACCGCUGAACUUCGAUCGGAAAGACUCACACCAAUUUAGUAUUGUUGAAAAGAAAACACUUCAGGACCUUGGGAAGAAUCGUCUGCGAGGAUGGAAGGUUAAAGGUGGCCGCGCAUCUGUGGUGCCUGAACGGUUGGAGAAACAGGACAAAAUGAAAGAGCAAGAGCUCGGAAGACUCAAGCGGUAG